This is a messenger RNA of Drepanopeziza brunnea f. sp. 'multigermtubi' MB_m1, 4797 nucleotides long. RefSeq lists its product as uncharacterized. Gene Ontology annotation, molecular function: protein binding. Gene Ontology annotation, biological process: regulation of cell shape. Lineage: Eukaryota; Fungi; Ascomycota; Leotiomycetes; Helotiales; Drepanopezizaceae. Gene Ontology annotation, cellular component: cell cortex of cell tip. The record is from RefSeq and is a predicted model, not a curated record.
AUGGCAUUCUCCCUGUUCAAGAGCAGGAACAAGAAUGUGGACAAGGCCCAAUCAGCAAAUAAGGAGGCUGCCCCAGCAUCGCAGCAACAAGCCAACAACAGCAAUGCUCGCGUGAACGAGAAGGGCGCUGUGCACGUCUCGACGGUGGCGGCCAGUGUGAACAACUCGAUGAGCUCGCUGCAAGGGGGCGGUGGUACCUCGACGCCGACUCCCGACCAGCAGAGCAACAAUAACAACACCACUACGACCACGAGACAGGGCCCGCGGGGACCGCAGAGUGCGGAGCCGCAGCCUGCGUCGGAUCUUCUGCUACGGAACAUGUCUGCGCCCGCUGUCCAGCAGCCCUCCAUGAACGCCAAUCCCAAUGCCUCCCUAUACCCGUGGUCGCAGCGCCGUCUCACGUACACCACCUCCCAUCCCAGCCCUUUUCCUCGCUAUGGCGCCGCGGUCAACUCGAUCGCCUCGAAGGAGGGCGACAUUUACCUGAUGGGCGGUCUGAUCAACAGCUCGACGGUCAAGGGGGAUCUGUGGAUGGUUGAGGCCGGUGGGAAUAUGGCUUGCUACCCCCUAGCAACGACGGCUGAAGGCCCGGGGCCGAGAGUAGGGCAUGCGAGUUUGCUAGUCGGAAAUGCGUUUAUUGUCUAUGGAGGAGAUACCAAGAUGGAGGAUUCAGAUGUGCUAGACGAGACGCUCUACUUGCUGAAUACCUCGACGCGACAAUGGUCGAGAGCAGUCCCCGCGGGACCAAGACCGGCAGGACGAUACGGCCACUCGCUUAACAUUCUUGGGUCCAAGAUUUAUGUAUUUGGAGGCCAGGUGGAGGGCUUCUUCAUGAACGACCUGGUUGCGUUCGAUUUGAAUCAACUGCAGGUCCCCACAAACAGGUGGGAGAUGCUCAUCCGGAAUAGCGUGGAUGGCGAACCACUACAAGGCCAGAUACCCCCGGCGCGCACGAAUCACUCGGUUGUCACGUUCAAUGAAAAGUUAUAUUUGUUUGGAGGAACCAAUGGCUUCCAAUGGUUUAAUGAUGUCUGGUGCUACGAUCCACUAUCUAAUAUGUGGACUUCCCUCGACUGUAUCGGAUACAUACCUGCUCCUCGGGAAGGCCACGCAGCCGCUAUUGUCGACGAUGUAAUGUAUAUCUUUGGAGGACGGACAGAAGAAGGCGCGGACCUGGGAGAUCUGGCGGCGUUCAGAAUCUCGUCGAGGCGGUGGUACACCUUUCAAAAUAUGGGCCCUUCGCCCUCGCCGAGAUCGGGACAUAGCAUGACGGCGUUCAACAAGCAGGUCGUGGUGUUAGCCGGUGAGCCAAGCACCGCGACCAGAGAGGCUGGGGAUCUGGGAAUCGUUUACCUACUGGACACCAGUAAGAUUCGGUAUCCGAACGAUCAGGCAAUUCAGCCGUCGCCCGCUUCCGACAGAGGCCUGGGACAUCGACGGCCGAGCAUGAGCGAGAAGUCUGGUAUGGGAGCCAGUCGUGGACUCAGCUCUCGAGAUGGAUCGACGAUGCACGACCCGUCGAAGAGACUGAAUGGUGCACCGAGGGAUCAAGGCUAUGGCCGAGGGAAUGGUGCGCCGGGUGUAAACGGGAAUGAUAUGAAUGGUGUCGCUCCUGGGUCAGCUCAACCGCAAGGCGCGCCCACCGGGCCUUCAGGACCUCAAGGCUUCCCAAAUGGGGUGCAGCAGAACGGCCAGCCAGGAGGAUCUAAACUCCCUCGAGCUUCGAUGGCUCAAACGGCUCCAGGCCCCCCACCGCAACAGCAAGCACCAAAUCCUAGAGCUAGUAGUGCGAACGGACAGAUAGGACCGAAUGGAAUACCAGCGGCGGGGCGUGGGAAGCCGCAGGGGAAAGCCGAGCGAGGAUCCGGGCCAUCGGUUGACCCGUCCGUACAGCCACCGCAGAAUCGUGCUGUCGAAAACAUUAUCCAGCCGGCCCAAUCCCGUACUACGUCCCCUGCCUUGAGAGAGUCCCCGCAGCCGCGAGAGAGCCCUGUCUUUAACGGGCGGCGUACACCCACGCAGACACAGCCCCAAGGCCAAAUAUCGAGAGCAGCAUCAUCUGCUGAGAACGGCCCGCCUGUGAGCAUGAAUACCGCCGGUGCUGGUGCUGGUACGGUCAGGGCCUCGUCCAAAUCCAGAUCGCACCGUCAACAGAGCUCGCUAGACAGCACUAGCGAGCAGUCUUCUUUACGGAAUGUCAUAAAUGCCCGCCAGGCAUCGCCCCCUCCGUCUCGGCAGCCCAGUGUGAGUCUGACCAGAAGAAGCUCGAAGCGGAAUUCUCAAACCGUAGCUCUGCUGAAGGAACUGGAUGCGGCCAAGAACCGUAAUGCUUGGUAUGCCUCCGAGCUCGAACUGGCUCGUAAAGCUGGGUACACCCCAAACCCCUCCUCGAGUCCGUUCCUCGAUCAGAGAGCAGCAGAGUCGUUUGACGAUGACGACAGGCCGCUGAUUGAAGCUCUGAUUGCUAUGAAAGGCGAGCUUGCCAAUGUCCAAGUAUCAAUCGACAAGCAAGCCAUUCUUGCCGCUAAAAAGAUUGCUGAGAUCGAGAAGCAGAGAGAUGCGGCUGUGAGUGAAGCUGUGUAUGCCAAGGCCAGGCUUGCGGCGCACAGCGGUAGUCAGAGCAGUACGCCUCAGCCUUAUGCCGACGCGCGCGAUCUUGGCUCGAUGUCUCUGGACAGGUCUGUAGAGGUCAGCAAGAAGCUUGCGGCGGCCCUCGCUGAACAGCGGGAUCUCAAGAACACGAUUGAAACCAUCAGCUCCGAGCUUGAAGCCGAGAAGCGUGGUCGCCAGUUGGCGGAGAGCACCUUGAAUACCGCACAAGGACGAAUGAGUGAGCUCGAGAGUUACAAGCAGCAGAACUCGUCGGAAGUGGAACGUCUGAAGGCCGAGCUGCAUGAGUUUCAAAGGGCAUCGAGAGAAGAGGCGAUUGUCUGCUCUGAAGCGGUUGCAGCCGUCCAAUUGCUGCAAGCGGAGAAGGAUGAGCUCGAGGCUCGAUACGAGGAGGCUAUUGGCUCAACAAAGGAUGACAGCGACACUUUUGAGUCUCUUCGGGAAGCACUCGCGUCGUCGGCGGACAUGAGAGAGAACCUUCAGCGAAAGUUGGAUGAGGAGCGCCUCGAGCGGGAGAAGAUCGAGGGCAAGCUUGCGACCCUCAAGACAGAACACGAGACGCAGGCCGCGGAGCUGGAGAGUGCCACCCGUCGUCUGAGAGGUGCCGAGGAGCUCGCGGAGCAACAUGCUCACGAAGCACGCACUCAUCGAGAAGCUGUUAUGGCUGGGCUCAGCAAGGUUGUCGCUCGGGACGUCGGUGGCAAGGCUGCUACCAAGGACGAUCGCUUGGUCGCGCUUCAAGCACAGGUCCAGUCGGCGAACUUGCUGGUCCGAAAGUACCAAGAGGCUGCGGAUACUGCUUCCGAGAAGCUCCGCAGCGCUGAGGAGCGUAUCGCUGGCCUCGAGGCGUACCAAGAGCAAGCCAGCCGAGAGGGCAUGUCGAUUCGAAAGCAACUUCAGUCGACGAUGCGUGAGGUCCAAACGCUUCAAGCCAAGAACUCGGACAUGAAGUACCAGCUUGCCAACCAGCAACUGGAGACGAAUGCUGUCCACGUUCAGCACAACACCCUCAAGGAUAUUCUUGGCGAGCGAGGCAUGAGCCCGAUCAAUUCUGCACGAGCUCGUGGGCUCCCCAGUCCUCAGUCUGGCUCCAACACGCCGGAUCUCUCACGUCUGCGCGAGUUGGAACACCAGUUGGCGGCUAGCGUCCAGGCUCACGAGGAGACGAAGCAGACUUACGAAGCUCAGCAUUCAGAAACCGAGGCCACCUAUCGGGAGAAGCUAAGUCUACUCGAGAACGACUACCAAUCUGCCGUUCACUACGUCAAGGGCACGGAGAAGAUGCUUAAGCGUAUGAAGGACGAAUUGUCGAAAUACAAGUCCGAAAACACGGGCCUGAAGGAGCACCUCGCCAAGUCCGAGGAGAAGAGGGGGGCAUCACAAGAUGCCUCGAGCGGAUGGGACGCGGAGCGCGCUUCUCUCACUAGGCAGAUCGAGACCUUACAGGCCGAGAUCAAAACCUCGGUUAGUCUCUUGGAACGACAAAUGGCCGACGUCAAGAAGGAGUUGGCCGCAUCUCAAGAAGAGCGUGACCAGCUGAAGGAAACCCACGAGCAGUCGCAACGUCAACUCAACGCUGCGACCGAGCAAGCCCGCUCCGACCUCGCCCAGCUGCAGGAAGAGAACACUCAACUCGAGCGCCGCGCUCUGGAUGCGGAGAACAAAGUCUCUCUCCUGCUUGACCAGGUCGAGUCCUCGGUCGACAACUACCGCCGCCAGUCCCGCCCAGUUGAGACCAACGGGGCUCCGAUAACAGCUGCGAGCAGUACACACCAGCGCACGAUCAGCGCCACCGACUCCAUCUCUGAAUCCUCGGUCUACGAUGGUGGCAACCGAAGUUCGAUGGCACUGGACAGUCUCGCGACGGAGCUCGAGACACUGCGCUCGCACUGGGAGAACACGAACAAAAGCUACCGUCUCAGUAAUGCGUUCGAUUUCGAGGAUCGCAGCCCUGCUAGUGCAAGCGGCUUGGGAACUGUGGGGGAGGGGCUGAGCAGUAGUUUGAGUGAGUGGCGGAAACGACUUGAUGCUGAGGAGGAUGCGUCAAGGUCGAAAAAGGGCGGCGAGACUGUCGUUGCGGGCGAGCUGAGCAGCGUUACGGGGAGCCCGGGUAGCAGCGUGGGGGGGGUGAGCUCGAGUGAGAAGGAGCUUGUGGCGAAGGAGGGCAAGGACAGGAUUCCGGUGUGA